AGACGAGGCCUGAGGCGGCGGCGCGAGGCAGAACAUGUAAGACCGUGAGACUGCUGUUGACAAUUACUGUUGGGAAUGGAGCAGCUGACAUACCUGUUCCGGUUAGACGAGGAAGCAUAUGAAGGCCUGAACAUGCCGGGAGGAAGAAUGAGAGGCCCAAGCGCAGCACACACAGCCCUGUGGCCACCCGCGAAUUCCCGCACACACACGGCCCUGUGGCCACCCGUGAAUUCCCACACACACACGGCCCUGUGGCCACCCGUGAAUUCCCACACACACACGGCCCUGUGGCCACCCGCGAAUUCCCGCACGCACGUGGCCCUGUGGCCACGCAUGAAUUCCUGUACAGGAUUUUUCCGGAGCGUAGUCAGUUCCAGCUAUUCUUCAGAUGCUCUGGAUUUUGAGACGGAGCACAAAUUGGACCCUGUAUUUGAUUCUCCACGGAUGUCCCGCCGUAGUUUGCGCCUGGCCACGACAGCAUGCACCCUGGGGGAUGGUGAGGCUGUGGGUGCCGACAGCGGCACCAGCAGCGCUGUCUCCCUGAAGAACCGAGCGGCCAGAACAACAAAACAGCGCAGAAGCACAAACAAAUCAGCUUUUAGUAUCAACCACGUGUCAAGGCAGGUCACGUCCUCUGGCGUCAGCCACGGCGGCACUGUCAGCCUGCAGGAUGCUGUGACUCGACGGCCUCCUGUAUUGGACGAGUCUUGGAUUCGUGAACAGACCACAGUGGACCACUUCUGGGGUCUUGAUGAUGAUGGUGAUCUUAAAGGUGGAAAUAAAGCUGCCAUUCAGGGAAACGGGGAUGUGGGAGCCGCCGCCGCCACCGCGCACAACGGCUUCUCCUGCAGCAACUGCAGCAUGCUGUCCGAGCGCAAGGACGUGCUCACGGCGCACCCCGCGGCCCCCGGGCCCGUGUCGAGAGUUUAUUCUAGGGACAGGAAUCAAAAAUCUCAUGCCAGUUACUAUGGGAGAAUGAAUGUGAGAGAGGUUCUCAGAGAGGAUGGCCACCUCAGUGUAAAUGGGGAAGCGCUGUGCGACGACUGUAAGGGCAAGAGGCACCUCGACGCGCACACAGCCGCCCACUCGCAGUCGCCACGGCUGCCCGGUCGGGCAGGGACCCUCUGGCACAUCUGGGCAUGUGCAGGUUACUUCUUGCUGCAGAUUCUGCGCAGGAUCGGAGCUGUGGGCCAGGCUGUGUCCAGGACGGCGUGGUCGGCCCUUUGGCUGGCCGUGGUUGCUCCAGGGAAGGCAGCCUCUGGAGUGUUCUGGUGGCUGGGGAUUGGAUGGUACCAGUUUGUUACUUUGAUUUCUUGGCUGAAUGUGUUUCUUCUUACCAGGUGCCUUCGAAACAUCUGCAAGUUUUUAGUCUUGCUCAUCCCACUCUUCCUUUUACUAGCAGGUCUCUCCUUACGGGGCCAGGGCAAUUUCUUUUCGUUCUUGCCCGUGUUGAACUGGGCAAGCAUGCAUAGAACACAGCGGGUGGAUGACCCCCAGGACGUGUUUAAACCCACGACUUCUCGCCUGAAGCAGCCUCUGCAGGGUGACAGUGAGGCUUUUCCGUGGCAUUGGAUGAGUGGCGUGGAGCAGCAGGUGGCCUCUCUGUCUGGACAGUGCCACCACCAUGGUGAGAAUCUCCGAGAGCUGACCACUUUGCUACAGAAGCUGCAGGCUCGGGUGGACCAGAUGGAAGGCGGCGCUGCCGGGCCGUCAGCUUCGGUCAGAGACGCUGUGGGACAGCCCCCGAGGGAGACUGACUUUAUGGCCUUUCACCAAGAACAUGAAGUGCGUAUGUCACACUUGGAAGAUAUUCUGGGAAAACUGAGAGAAAAAUCUGAGGCCAUCCAGAAGGAACUAGAACAGACCAAGCAAAAAACAAUCAGUGCGGUUGGUGAGCAGCUCCUGCCCACAGUCGAGCACCUCCAGCUGGAGCUGGAUCAGCUAAAGUCAGAGCUGUCCAGCUGGCGACACGUGAAGACCGGCUGUGAGACAGUGGAUGCCGUACAAGAAAGAGUGGACGUGCAAGUCAGAGAAAUGGUGAAACUCCUGUUUUCCGAAGAUCAGCAAGGCGGUUCUCUGGAACAGCUGCUGCAGAGGUUCUCAUCACAGUUUGUGAGCAAAGGCGACUUGCAGACGAUGCUGCGAGACCUGCAGCUGCAGAUCCUGCGGAACGUCACCCACCACGUUUCCGUGACCAAGCAGCUCCCAACCUCAGAAGCCGUGGUGUCUGCUGUGAGCGAGGCGGGGGCGUCUGGAAUAACAGAGGCGCAAGCACGUGCCAUCGUGAACAGCGCCUUGAAGCUGUAUUCCCAAGAUAAGACCGGGAUGGUGGACUUUGCUCUGGAAUCUGGUGGUGGCAGCAUCUUGAGUACUCGCUGUUCUGAAACUUACGAAACCAAAACGGCGCUGAUGAGUCUGUUUGGGAUCCCGCUGUGGUACUUCUCGCAGUCCCCGCGCGUGGUCAUCCAGCCUGACAUUUACCCCGGUAACUGCUGGGCAUUUAAAGGCUCCCAGGGGUACCUGGUGGUGAGGCUCUCCAUGAUGAUCCACCCAGCCGCCUUCACUCUGGAGCACAUCCCUAAGACGCUGUCGCCAACAGGCAACAUCAGCAGCGCCCCCAAGGACUUCGCCGUCUAUGGAUUAGAAAAUGAGUAUCAGGAAGAAGGGCAGCUUCUGGGACAGUUCACGUAUGAUCAGGAUGGGGAGUCGCUCCAGAUGUUCCAGGCCCUGAAAAGACCCGACGACACAGCUUUCCAAAUAGUGGAACUUCGGAUUUUUUCUAACUGGGGCCAUCCUGAGUAUACCUGUCUGUAUCGGUUCAGAGUUCAUGGCGAACCUGUCAAGUGAAGACACUACUCAUUAUUUUUGUACAUUUUUGUAUAUACUGGGACAGCGUGAAACACUGGAAUCCUUCAUGGACGAGGGCAUAUACAAUGAUGGGACAGUGCCACACUCCUUCAAUAAACGUGGCUGCUGGCCAGAGGACGUGAGCGUGUGACGGGCGCCUUGGCGCCACCUGUUGGGUGCUCACUGCCUCUGCAGGUGCAGAGGGGUCAGCAGCAGGAGAAGCGUGUUGAACACGUGGCUCUCAGACACUCCUUGUUUUUAACGGGAAGCUCUUUGCAUUUGCAUUUCCUCAACAAAGGAGCAAAGCAGAGGAAGCUGAGAGUCUGGCGUGUUCUUGACGCUUUGGUCUUCAGCCUUGCACUGGCUCUUCUAAAGGACUUUUGGAGGGCAGAUAAUUUCAUCUGUUAAAUCCAACACACAUUUCUUUCAGGGAAAAACAAUGUCACCAAAUUUUCAGAGUUCUAAACUCCUUUCCUUCAAGCCGGAAUUUUCCUUUUUUCAGCACCAGUAGGUACUAAGUCUCCAGAUGGGGAAAUAACUAAAAUGUGUUUUUCUGCUUUGUUCGCUCUUACUUCUGAGGAAGGUUUCCAGUCAGGACUCGCUGUACCAAUAUCCAUGGAGGAAUAUGGGAGCGUUUCGCUCUCCUUGUAGGCUGAAGUCAGUCUGACUUGAAGGGGCCUGGUUUGGAUCUAAGCAAACACCCAGAUGGGGUUCUCUGGUCUCAGCAAGGCUUUUCCUGUUGGGAGUCACAGUAAACAGAAACCCAAAAAUCUCAUCUUGGGUGUUUUCAGGGCUUGUUUUGAGUUUUGCUGAAUAGGGAGCGCAAGACGCCCUGAGCCUCCCUCUCACUGGUGGUGAUAAGAGGAGCCGUCUGGUGUGUCAGGGUCACGAACCCGUUACAUUUCAGGACGAUCCUUUUUCCUUCAGCAGCAUUUCUUACUGGCUGUGGCUGGAAUCUGCCUUUUAUCACAGCUGUCACCAUUCUCACGUGAUUCUUGUGAGACUCUUUUUGGUUAUAAUUACUAUUUAAUAUUUAGACUAUUUUACUGAGCAGACUUUAUAAAUGAGAUAUCUACAAGGCACUUAAAGUGUUACAGAUGUUUUACCUUAAGAAUUAUUUAAGUUGUGUUGGGUUAAGACAGUUUUCAGUGUACCGUAAAUGUUGUGUUUUCAGAAAAAGACAAAACGAUGGUGCUGACUGGUUUUCUGUAUAUUGCACAACAGUCCUCAAAUACACUGAUGUAUGAAACUAUUCAUACAUCAAGCAGCAUUUUUUUCACUCUCCUUAGAAUUGGAACUAUGCAGUUAAGGCAGAUAAAAUGUACAGAUGUUUCAUAUAUUACAGGUUACAUAUAUAAAUCAAAAUUUCCUAUAUAAAACUGAUUUGGGAUUUGGGGUGGAAAUAUUUUGAAUAUUAAUUUAUUUUUAAAGAUGCAAGAUAGGACUUUGUGCAAUGUAUUUUUGUAAAUGCUUUUCAAAAUAUCUGUCUUUGGUAGUGCUUCUGCUGCUGCCACCAAAUUGAUAAGAUGCUAUUAAGAGGUUUAAAUAAAGAGUUUUAAUUUUUAAAAGGGCAUGGGAUAUAAACAGUCUAUUUCUUUUCUCA
Molecule: messenger RNA, 4450 nt
Organism: Homo sapiens (human)
Lineage: Eukaryota; Metazoa; Chordata; Mammalia; Primates; Hominidae
Gene: SUN1
Product: Sad1 and UNC84 domain containing 1
Exons: 22
Coding region: 76-2847 (923 amino acids)
Biological process (GO): response to mechanical stimulus; ossification; meiotic attachment of telomere to nuclear envelope
Cellular component (GO): chromosome, telomeric region; meiotic nuclear membrane microtubule tethering complex; nucleus
Molecular function (GO): lamin binding; cytoskeleton-nuclear membrane anchor activity
Source: RefSeq, marked reviewed